AUGAGCAGUACUGAAACUCUCAACAUUCUCAGUGAAAAAUUCGGCGACGGUGUCGGCGACUGGCACGGCGGAACAACCAUAACCCGGUCAUAUAAUAAGCCUACGUUUUUCCGGUAUGGAUAUGAUACACUGGUUAAAGAGUUGGGAGAUGGUUGUUUAAUCGUGCUUCCCAAAGACGUCACCGCACACGAAUGGGAGAAGAAAAUCCCGCUGACAGGUCCGACGCACGAUUAUGCAAUAAAGUCGCUGAAGGAAAGAGGCAUUUUAGAGGAAGCUGCCAGGAUAGAUGCUGAAUUUGUUGCAACUGCGAUCUUUCAGCAUUUGCACGUCUUGGCUGACGCGGCGAUUCUACAUCAGCAAUUUCAAAACCGUCCGAUUGACAACUUAGUUUCGCCUGUGCCAGGUCGUGCACCACCGAUCGCAGGCUACGUUUCUAACAAUGAACAUACAGAAGAAUUCGAUUCUCCAUCGCUUGAACAGGAGGCUCUAAACGUCUCCUUCUUUCCCUCGAAUUCAGGAACAAUGCAAGGCGCCGGAUCAACACAAGUUGAUAUGAACGGAAAUAUGCAAAGCCAACCGCGCAGAGGACGGGCUGAGAGAGAGAAAGACGCAGCGCGACAAAAUAUCCCCACGGCAGACGACACAUUCGACCCAGCGACCUUUGGGCAAAACCCCAACUUUCGGAUCCCCACGGCAGACGAGACUUUUGACACCGCUGACUUUGGGCAACGUGCCGUAAUGCAGUAUUAUAUCCCGCCAUGA
Messenger RNA from Blastomyces gilchristii SLH14081, 762 nucleotides. RefSeq lists its product as uncharacterized. The transcript has 6 exons. Bases 1 to 762 code for a protein of 253 amino acids. The record is from RefSeq and is a predicted model, not a curated record. NCBI's taxonomy places the organism in Eukaryota, Fungi, Ascomycota, Eurotiomycetes, Onygenales, Ajellomycetaceae.